Carcharodon carcharias (great white shark) is the source of this 2697-nucleotide messenger RNA. Its product is annotated as flotillin-1-like. The record is from RefSeq and is a predicted model, not a curated record. The transcript is spliced from 13 exons. Gene Ontology annotation, biological process: regulation of receptor internalization; positive regulation of cell junction assembly; positive regulation of cell-cell adhesion mediated by cadherin. Gene Ontology annotation, cellular component: plasma membrane. NCBI's taxonomy places the organism in Eukaryota, Metazoa, Chordata, Chondrichthyes, Lamniformes, Lamnidae. Bases 530 to 1816 code for a protein of 428 amino acids.
AAACGUCUGGAGUCCAAUAUGACUUCUUCAAAAGCGGUUGCGCUAUAUCUGAAAGAGCGGCUUCUCCCCUCCAGUGGCGGGAGGACAUAGGCCCUCCCCGCCGAGAGUGGCACUGUAGCAAGAACAAAAAUUGCUGGAAGAACUCAGCAAGUCUGACAGCAUCUGUGGAGAGGAGUUAACAUUUCGAGUCCAGAUGGCUCUUGAGUGGCACAGUGACUGGAGAACCGGCCCCAUCCCCGCCAGAAGCAGCGCUGUGACCGGAGGACCGGCACCUCCUCGCCAGUUGUGGCGCUGUGCCUGGCGUGUUAACGCCCCUUCCCUCCCGUAGCGGGGCUAUGUUGGGAGGCCAGUCGCCUCCCUGCCAGAGGUGGCGCUGUGACUGGAGGAUCGGCCUCCAGCCUGUUUGAGCUAAAGCUGAAUUUUGGGUGUGUCGAUAAGUCUGGAGGAAAACGGAGCUGGGGAAAAGACACAGUCAGGGAAUUAACAGGAACAGUUGGUGGAAAAGGAUUCUCUGACUCUGCACUUCAACAUGUCGUUCCAAACAUGUGGUCCCAAUGAGGCGAUGGUGGUUUCAGGAUUCUGCCGAUCCCCGCCGGUGAUGAUUGCUGGAGGCCGAGUGUUCGUUUUGCCGUGUGUGCAACAGAUUGAGAGGAUUUCCCUGAGCACUCUGACACUGAAUGUGAAAAGCGAGAAAGUGUACACGCGUCAUGGUGUCCCUAUCUCCGUCACAGGAAUUGCACAGGUGAAGAUUCAGGGGCAGAAUAAAGAGAUGCUGGCUGCUGCCUGCCAGAUGUUCCUGGGAAAAUCAGAGAUGGAAAUCGGGCAGAUUGCACUGGAGACACUGGAGGGUCACCAGAGAGCCAUCAUGGCUCACAUGACUGUGGAGGAGAUCUAUAAAGACCGGAAGAAGUUUUCUGAGCAGGUGUUUAAAGUGGCUUCCUCCGACCUAGUCAACAUGGGCAUUGGGGUGGUCAGUUAUACCCUGAAGGACAUCCACGAUGACCAGGGUUACCUGCACUCGCUGGGGAAAUCCCGUACAGCACAGGUGCAGCGUGAUGCCCGGAUCGGAGAGGCCGAGGCCAAGCGAGACUCUGGCAUUAAGGAAGCCAAGGCCCAGCAGCAGAAGGUCUCGGCGCAAUACGUGAAUGAGAUCGAGGUGGCCAAAGCGCAGCGUGAUUAUGAGCUGAAGAAAGCCGUCUACGACACGGAGGUGAACACGAAGAAGGCUACUUCUGACCUGGCCUAUCAACUGCAGGUCGCCAAGACCAAGCAGCAGAUUGAGGAGGAGAAAAUGCAGGUCCAGGUGGUGGAACGGACCCAGCAGAUCCAGGUCCAGGAGCAGGAAAUCCUCCGGAGGGAGAAGGAGCUGGAGGCCAAGGUCAAGAAGCCAGCCGAGGCAGAGCGUUACCGUCUGGAGAAACUGGCUGAAGCCGAGAGGUUGAAGCUCAUCAUGGAGGCCGAAGCAGAGGCCGAAUCCAUACGAGUGAAGGGAGAGGCUGAGGCCUUCGCUAUUCACGCCAAGGCCAUAGCUGAGGCUGAGCAAAUGACCAAGAAAGCCGAAGCUUUCAACGAGUACAAGGAUGCUGCCAUGGUCGACAUGGUGCUGAAUAAACUGCCCGAAGUAGCAGCUGAGAUUAGCCAGCCGUUCACCAAGGUUAAGAAGAUCACCAUGGUCAGCAGCGGGAAUGGAGAAGUGGGAGCGUCCAAACUGAGUGGUGAGAUAUUGGACAUCAUGACCAGGCUCCCGGAGACCGUCGAGAAGCUCACUGGAGUCAGCAUUGUCCAGGCACCCACAAGACCCAUGCGGAUGUCCUAAACUGAUGAAGCGAGCGAGUGAGAGUGAAUGGAAGGGACGCCGAGCGUCGUCGUCCAAAGCAAGCGCAACCUGAGUGCAGGGUUGUGGGGGUGGGUCCGCUUCUGCAUGUAUAUUCGUCUGUGUCUUUCUCAUCUAACCUUAUACUCUGCUCAGUGUUGUCCUAUCGAUAAAUCUUAAUAGAAGGAGAUGUGACAGAUCUGGACAGUCAUCCCUGUAGGUCAUUGCAAUCCAGCUUUAUUUUUCUGAAUCGUGUAUCUGCUUUGAAAAGUCCGACCUGUUCUACCUUGUGCAUUUUAUCGUUUUUUUUCUGGUCAGUCUUUUUGAGCCGCAAUGAAGUCAAACGUUUCCAUACUUCGUAACUGGAGUCUUUCUAUCGGGAUUAUGAGAGUAAGUCAGGGAAGGGGGAGCCAUGUUCUUAGCUUCAGACACUGCAAACUGCCAGCAUGGUUUUAAUUCUGGUGAAGAUGGAGGUUUUUUUUUAAAGAGGCAGUCCCUUACAGAAAACAUUCUUGCCUCUGACCAAACCCAAAUUUUAGCUAGUUAUGUCACUCACUUUGGGAUUUUAUUUCCUUUGUCAGGGCACUUUACCAUGGUCCUCUAAAAAUUCACUUCGGCUGUUUUCAGCAUAAAUCUAGUUUUUGAAAAAGUAUAUAUAUUUCAACCCAAUUUAAUGACUGUUAAAAUAGCUCAAAAAUUACUGUUAAAGGACGUUGAGGCCCCUGUUGUCUUUUGAAAUAUGUUGUGUAUAUAUAUAUAAUGCCGAGUCACCUUGUUGCCUAAUCCUUCUUGGUGGAGCGUUUAGAGACUCUGGAGGUUACUGACAAUUCAAAAAAAAAACUGUCCAGCUGCUCUGACAAGAUGAAAUAAAAUAGCUCAUCUGU